GAAAUACGCAAGACGCUGGUAUCACAGACGUCUCCAGUCGUCGUUGCUGUUCUAUUGAGUGUGCAGUGCCCCGUUAACCAGAAGUACACACGGUCGCCGCGAUCUAGUUGAAUCGAGAGUCUCGCCGGGAAGUGUGUCGUAUUUGUGCACGGAAGUGGAUGGAGUGUCAAAGUGAUAACACCACGCAGCACGGAUCGUAGAAUGGCACUGUCUUAUCUCCAAGAGGCGCAAAUUAACGCAGGACUCUUGACCAGCCAGCACCUCGACAUGAAACAAGAACCCGAGAAACAACCGCUUUCUCCCCCAUUGAAUAACAACACGUCGCAAGUGAUGUUCCCCGGAAUGGGCAAUGCCGCGGCGGGGCUGUCAAUGCUCACACCCCAACAGGCAUCGUCGCCACCGUCCCCUGUUCAUCAUUCGCCUGGACCAGUCUCACCAGCGUUGAGCACCAAGUCCACAUCGCGAAGAGGGAACAACGCCUCGGCGAACAACAAUAACAACAACAACAACAACGUGGUCAGCAGUAGUGCAGACAGAAUGACCAAGAAAGGCCAGGCUGCCAAGAGGAAAACCGCCAAGUCGAAGACCGAGACUGUUCAGGCCACGGUCGAGGGCACAGCACCUCUCAGUCCACCCACCUCGGUCAGCCCCGAGGCGGGCAAGGACGGCAGGGACAAAGUGUUCACCUGUGGAGUGUGCUCGAGAUCGUUCGGCUACAAGCACGUGCUGCAGAACCACGAACGCACGCACACCGGGGAGAAACCGUUCGAGUGCCCGGAAUGUCACAAGAGAUUCACCCGGGACCACCAUCUAAAGACCCACAUGCGGUUGCACACGGGCGAGAAACCUUACCACUGCAGCCACUGCGACCGUCAGUUCGUUCAGGUAGCGAACCUGCGCCGUCACUUGCGCGUGCACACCGGCGAACGUCCGUACGCCUGCGAGCUGUGCUCUGCGAAGUUCAGCGACUCGAAUCAGUUGAAGGCGCAUCUGUUGAUCCACAAGGGCGAGAAACCGUUCGAGUGCGAGCAUUGUCAGAUGCGAUUCAGACGGAGGCAUCAUCUGAUGCAUCACAAAUGCGGCACCGGUGGCGUGUCCAGGUCGCAGGUCGCCUCGCCCUCGUUGGCCAGCGACGAUCUGGACGAGGACAUGGACAUCGAUAUCGAUGUGGAGAUGGAGGAACCGGAUGCGACCACGCUGAUGGCCAAAAAACCGAUGACGCAGGUCAGACCCGCGCAUCGACAGCUACCCAGCCCAGUUGUGAACGCCUCCAUGCCGAUGCCGUUAAAUCUAUCCGGUAUACCGGUCGAUCUGCCGGAGCAGACGGAACCGGAAGACCUGUCGAUGUCCACCGGUAUGCACAGGCCACAUUCCCACUCGCACAGCAGCGGUGAUUCGCCGAUGAGCCGUAGCCCGAGCAGCGACACGAUCCACGAGGAAGAGGACGAGGAGCUGGACGUCUCCGAGGCGAGUCCCAGCAGCCUGUUCCUUCAGAAUCAUCGCAACCAGUACGUUCAUCACCUCGCGUCACUUGGAAACCCGACCAAUGUCGGCCACGCGUCCUAGUGGAGUCUCUAGGGGUACGUAGACACAGCUACGUAGCAAAACAGCAAAAGAAAACAAGCACACAUCACACUCCACACCCUUCUGUACUUUCACUCGGUUCACGAUGGGCCUGGU
Molecule: messenger RNA, 1680 nt
Organism: Dufourea novaeangliae
Lineage: Eukaryota; Metazoa; Arthropoda; Insecta; Hymenoptera; Halictidae
Gene: Kr
Product: protein krueppel-like
Exons: 4
Coding region: 202-1566 (454 amino acids)
Biological process (GO): regulation of transcription by RNA polymerase II
Cellular component (GO): nucleus
Molecular function (GO): DNA-binding transcription factor activity, RNA polymerase II-specific; RNA polymerase II cis-regulatory region sequence-specific DNA binding
Source: RefSeq, a predicted model, not a curated record